Messenger RNA from Penicillium egyptiacum, 1101 nucleotides. The record is from the annotation of a GenBank genome assembly. NCBI's taxonomy places the organism in Eukaryota, Fungi, Ascomycota, Eurotiomycetes, Eurotiales, Aspergillaceae.
AUGACCGGCCCAUCGAUACAAGACCGGACCAGCGAGUUCAGCGCUAUCUUGGGCCACGCCCAGAAGCGCCUGGGGACAUCGAAAGUUGGUUCGCAGCGCCAGGCACUGUUGACCGAUGCGCAAAGGCGACAGGCCAAUGCGUCGCCCCAGGGUGCCGGACAGGAGGCGAAGGCGGCAAGAUCGGAGUUCGCGCGGCGGGCGCGAGAUAUUGGAAGGGGGAUUACUGGAACAAUGGCAAAAUUGCAGAGAUUGGCUGAACUGGCGAAGCGGAAAACACUCUUCGACGACCGACCUGUCGAAAUUUCCGAAUUGACAUACGUGAUUAAACAAGACCUUGCCGCCCUAAACCAAAGCAUCGCCUCACUGCAGGCGCUCACCCACGCGCAACACCCCAAAUCGAAUCGCUCGAAGACAGACCAGGAAGGAGAACACAAUGACAAUGUGAGUGAGAUACGAAAGGCCGCGCACGGACAAGUCGCUGAUUACCCAUUUCAGGUUGUUGUCAUGCUGCAGGGAAAGCUGGCCGAUGUAGGUGCUAGUUUCAAAGAGGUGCUCGAAGUCCGCACAAAGAAUAUCCAGGCAUCCCGAUCACGAACCGAGAACUUCGUUUCCUCGGUAUCUUCCAAAUCACACAGCGCCCUCGACGCACAGCGCUCAGAUUCGCCUUUGUACAACACCUCUGGACGACGGACACCUCAGCCCGGAUAUCAAGGCAACUCCUCCGACCUUUUGACCCUCGAGCCCUCAAACCCUUCGCCCUUAGGCCGUCCAUCAUUCCAAUCAGACCAGCAGCUGAUGGUAAUGGAAGAAGGAGAAUCGAGCAAUACAUAUGUUCAAGCUCGAGGCGAAGCUAUUGAAGCUAUUGAGCGAACCAUCAGCGAAUUAGGUGGUAUUUUUGGUCAGCUGGCUCAGAUGGUCAGCGAGCAGUCUGAAAUGAUCCAGCGCAUAGAUGCCAAUACCGAAGAUGUGGUCGACAACGUCCAGGGGGCUCAGAGAGAACUAAUGAAAUAUUGGACGCGCGUGUCCGGGAAUCGCUGGCUAGUUGCCAAAAUGUUUGGUAUUCUGAUGAUCUUCUUCCUUCUCUGGGUGUUGAUUUCAUGA